AUGGCAGCUGAGAUUUUGCCGGAGGUGAAGCAGAAAGAGCAGGAGGAGGCAGCCAAGAAGGAGGAGGAGCGCAUGAAGCUGGCAAAGCAGCUGGCGGAAGGCAAGAUUCCAAAACUUGAUGAGAUCUUGGAUGACUCUGAUGAGGAGCCGGAGCCAGAUGCUGUCAUAGAGAUCCCCCUGAAAAAGGUGAAGCUGGUGGUGGGCCCUGGCGGAGAGAAGAUCAAACUCAUUGAGAAGAAGUCCAAGGCUCGACUGCAGAUUGUGAAGGAGGAGGAUGAGUUGAACAGGGCAUUUGGGUCAGGACCUGUGAAGCCUGUGCUUCCAAAGCCUGCAGACACUGAGGAAGGCCCAAAGAUGACAAAGGUCAUGAUCUUUGGCAAUGCCAACCAGUGCGAGAUUGCGCAGCGCAUGAUCGAAGAGGCCAUCGACAACAAGGAGCAAAAGGCAAAGCAGCGGCAGAAGGAGUAUGAGAAGAAGAGGGAUGCCAAGGCGCGCGACAGGCAGUUGUACCACAUGCGGCACACCAGGGACUAUGAGACGCUGGAGCUGCCAAUCGGCGCCUCUCGUGUGGAGGUCAAGGCGGCUUACCGCAAGCUGGCCAAGCUGUGGCAUCCGGACAAGCACCCGGACAACCAGGAGGAGGCCAAGGAGCGGUUCCAGAAGAUCUCAAAGGCCUAUGACUCCCUCAUGCUAACAGAGGAGGACGCGCGCAUUGAAGCCCUGGCUAACUAG
This is a messenger RNA of Coccomyxa subellipsoidea C-169, 732 nucleotides long. Its product is annotated as DnaJ-domain-containing protein. The coding region runs from base 1 to 732 and encodes 243 amino acids. The transcript has 4 exons. The record is from RefSeq and is a predicted model, not a curated record. Lineage: Eukaryota; Viridiplantae; Chlorophyta; Trebouxiophyceae; Coccomyxaceae. Gene Ontology annotation, molecular function: RNA binding.